UUCGCUUCGUGUAUAAACUCGUACACAAAGGAAGCGAUCAUUAAAUUGAUAAUUACGACUGUAAUAUUGAUAUAUCUCAUUUGAUAACACAAGAUUAUCAGAAACGUAUUUUUUUACACUUCAUUUGGCAUUCAAACCGCAUAAACUAUUGAUCAAAAGUCGAGUUUCGAUAGCGGACACGUAAUAUUAAUGAGUUCCAAAAUAAAGUGAUCGAAUAAAGUUACAAUGGCGGAAACAGUUCAGCUAGGAAAAGAGCUGGUGGUGGAAAUCGAGAACAGGAAAAACCUAGGAGACAAGAAGUUUCAUUCGGAGACCUCAUUGCAAAAUUUAUCUGGUGAAGCUGAUAGGCCUGCAUUCAUAACUACGAAAGAUCCUGGGAUAAUGAACGAGACCGUCGCAAGUCCAUCUCUGGAGGAGAUCCCUGAGCGUCGUCGGACCAUGUCUCAGCCGAUGCCGGGCGCCGGGGCCCUCCUCACCGCCGCCACCAACAGGCGCCGGCGGCCGCCGCGCUCCGUCAUGUACGCCUCGGACAUUCAGACCAAUGAUUCCUCGGAGCGACUGCCGAAAAUGUUCAUGCCAAACAGAGAAGAUUACUACUUCAGUCCGUCGCCUUCGAACGGGAGCCCUACAAACUUUUUUUUCCCUCAUAACAAUUACAAAAACGGGGACAUCAAAUCUCUCAGUAGUUACCGUCUGAACUCUCAAGUAGGAAGUGGGACUCCUCGCAAGCGCUCGGUGACGACCAUGGACGCUCAGUCCAUCCGUUCAGUGGAGACUCAGGCACCGCCCCCCACCAGCCCCGAGGAUAACGCGCGCCUCUCAACUAAAUAUCUCUGUCUUAUAUUAAGUUGUAUGUACGCUGUUCUGUUGGUGACGGUCGGACUUAUUAUCUACGUGACGGAACCCUUUGUCGCUAUCAACGCGUCUCCCAUAUACUCGAUGGUUUUACUCGUGAUCGGUUUUUUGUAUCAAAUCUAUUUAUUAAUAGACAUAACGAAAUACAAAACGAACGUGUUAAAAAACCAAAAGAUUAAAUGGAUGCACAACGAGAAACUGCAGGAGUUCUUCAGGAAACAAGAGGAGGAGGCCAGACCUGGUAGUAUAUUAGAGCGACCUUUGGACAGUGUUAGGGCGAAGGCUAUACCACCAGCUGUACUGAUCCCAGUCAACCACAGCUACUGCUUCAGUACCGGAAGACACUCCGGUAGCUUUUACCUUAAGAUGGGUGCUGCAGCGUUCGCCGUGGGCCACUUAAUCCACUCGGUGUUACUCAUAACAACACAGAUCAGUUACCUCUUCGACGAUAACAUAUCCAAUGAGACAUGUAUUGACAUAAUGCAAGUCAUACUGGACUUCUGUCAGCCGAUCUACUGCUUCCUUCAAUUGUUCUUCAUAUUUAAGUAUUCGAACGUGCUCAUUAUAAAAGGUCAGAACUUGGCUUACUUCGGCUUUAUGCAUAUGAUCGGAAGCAGUCUCUGCUUUUGGAUUUCGACCAUUGUGCGUGAAAUUUUAUUGGCGCUAACUAUAUAUGCAAAUCUCAAAUACGGAAACAAAACGGAAUACGGGCCUGACACAGUGAGCGAAUACCACCACGUCACACCACACAUAGACAUCAGCGACCUCUACAGGCCGGAGUGUCAAGGCUCGGCGACCAUCAGUCGGAUCAUAGACAACUUUUCUCCAUAUCUAUAUCCGUUUGGAGUUGAAUUCAAUAUUCUCAUCGUCGCUGUAUACUACAUCAUCUGGAGCCAGAUUGGAAAAUGUCCCAACGAAGAUUCAGACAACGACUCCAGCAUCGAUGACAAUACAACGAUCUGCAAAAUCCCAACGGCUGAUGAGGAAAAUGACUUCACCAGUAACAUGGUGAUCUACGCGGACUGUCACGCUUCCAACAAGGGCAUGUUCCUCGGUCUCAUACUAACAGUCGUCAUGACCGGAAUGCUUAUCCUCGGAUUUAUCUUUAGCACCAUUGACAACAAAUUCUUAGAAAAAGGCUAUCUCUUGAGCUCCUGCACGAAACUGGCACUCCAUUCGGUGCUGCUGGUGGCUACUGUGGUAGCCUUCAUUCAGACGAGAAAACUCGACAUUAACGAACAUCCGAUCUCUCUGUUGGACGACAUCCUUUUAUUCAUCUGUCUGCCGGCUUUCUUUAUGGAGACAGUGUUCUCGAUGGUGGCUACUGUGAGCAUCGUGAAUAUCAUCAGAUCAAUAGACGUCAUGGUCAUGAUGAUUCAAGUUGUAAUCCAGACUGCGCUGUUGGUGGACGGCCUUCGACGCUGCAGCAACAGUCGGAAGCUGCGCCGCAGUAAGCCAGCUCGUGAGAUGCUGAUGUUCCUCGUCAUAGCCAACGUCGCCGUGUGGCUCUUCAACACUUUCUCUUAUAAAUCGCCUGAGAGUUUAGACGAGAGAUACGAGUUCUAUGGCAAAGUGCUGUGGAGCAUCCUGGGCCACAUCAGUCUCCCUCUCAUCAUGUUCUAUCGAUUCCACUCCAGUGUGUGCUUCGCCGACAUUUGGGAUGCCGCUUACAAACCCGGUUCCGAACACUGACGCGACGUAUAACGUGUCUAGAUCAUUCGUUUAUAGAUUUUUAGUAUUAAAACAGUCAAUAGAAUUAUGAUACAUAGCUAAUAAGUUAUUUUUAAGGACAAUAUAUAUAGUAAUAAAAUAAGACAAAGGUAUACAAACAAA
Danaus plexippus (monarch butterfly) is the source of this 2688-nucleotide messenger RNA. Its product is annotated as proton channel OtopLc-like. The transcript is spliced from 15 exons. Gene Ontology annotation, cellular component: membrane. Gene Ontology annotation, molecular function: proton channel activity. The coding region runs from base 226 to 2547 and encodes 773 amino acids. Gene Ontology annotation, biological process: proton transmembrane transport. The record is from RefSeq and is a predicted model, not a curated record. NCBI's taxonomy places the organism in Eukaryota, Metazoa, Arthropoda, Insecta, Lepidoptera, Nymphalidae.